Trichoderma citrinoviride is the source of this 1632-nucleotide messenger RNA. RefSeq names its product FAD/NAD(P)-binding domain-containing protein. The transcript has 3 exons. Gene Ontology annotation, molecular function: oxidoreductase activity. Bases 1 to 1632 code for a protein of 543 amino acids. Lineage: Eukaryota; Fungi; Ascomycota; Sordariomycetes; Hypocreales; Hypocreaceae. The record is from RefSeq and is a predicted model, not a curated record.
AUGGCUCCUAGUCAGCAAGCCAAUCCACGGCGCCACAUUGUCAUUGUUGGAGGCGGCGCUGCAGGCAUGUCCUGCGCCGCAACGCUGGCCAACCACCCAGAUGAGUUCAAAGUAACCCUCCUAGAAAAGAACAGCAUCGUUGGAGGCCAAGCCAUGUCCAUCCCCCUCGACCAAGAGAAAUACGGCGCAUCGUGGAUGAACAAUGGAGUGCAAGGAGGCUCCCAAAUCUUCAAACACACCUUCCACUACUUCAACCAACACAACUCCCCCGCCCAGCCCCUCCAGCUCCAAGUCUCCUUCGGCAAGGGCCCCUCGGGCUUCUGGACAAACUGCUUCCCCAGCAAGCUCGUGGCCCAGCACGCCUCCGACAUCCGCCGCUUCGGCCUCUUCCUCAAGGUCGUCAAGUGGACCAUGCCCGUCCUCGGCGCGCUCCCCAUCUCCCUCCUGCUGCGCCUCUUCUUCAGCCGCGGCUUCGCCGACAAGAUGGUCUACCCGCUCAUCGCCCUCUUCCUCGGCACCGGCAACCAGACGGCCCACGUCCCCGCCGCCAUCGUCGAGCGCCUCUUCGACGACCCCAACAUGAAGCUCUGGGACUACGACCCGGACACCCUGCUGCCGAACCAGCCCACCAUGUACUCGUUUGACUGUCUGGACAGCUUCUACGGCAGGUGGAAGGACGACUUGGUCGCAAAGGGCGUCACCAUCAGGACCGACACCGAGGUCGUAGAGGUUGCAUCACGAUCUAAAAGGGGCGUCGACCUCGUCAUCAAGAACAACGGCAACGACGGCACCACGACAACAAACGAGCACUUUGACCACCUCGUCCUCUGCGUCCUCGCUGACGACGCUCUGCGCAUCCUCGGCAAGUCAGCCACCUGGCGCGAGAAGCUCGUCCUCGGCGGCGCCCGCUUCUACGACGACCUCACCGUCACCCACUCCGACUCCGAGUACUUCAACAAGCACUACGAAACCCGCUUCAAGCCCGAGCUGUGCGGAGAGCCCAAGUCCGAGGCCCAGUGCCACCAAAUCGCCUCUGCCAAGGGAGAGCCCGCGUCUUCGUCUUCGUCUUCCUCGCCCUCAUCAGAUCAGCAGCAGCAGCAGCAGCCGUUCAACCCCAUGUAUUACACAUAUACAUACCAAGAGGACCCGCGCCUCAUCGAAAUGUCCUUCAACUGCAGCAACUACCAGCACCAGUUCAAACGCAAAGACGCCUCAUCAUCCUCCUCCCCCUCGUCGUCGCCAUCGCCGUUGCCAGUCUACCAGACAAUCUUCCUCGACAAGCGGAAGCGCGACCUCUGGACCGAAGGCGAAAUCGACGAGAGCAAGGUCAUCCAGCGCAACUGGUGGCACCAGCUCGGCCACCGCUGGCAGCACUAUGUCCGCGUCGUGCCGGGCGUCAUGUUCCUCCAGGGCCGCAACAACACCCUUUUCGCCGGAUCCUGGACGUUGGUGAACAUGCAUGAAGUGGCGUGCAUCAGUGGCAUAGCCGCCGCCUACCGCCUCGGCGCAGAGUACCGCAAGUUUGACGACUUCGCCCAGGACUUCUUCGUCAAGUAUCUCCUAGUCUCUCACGGGAAGCUUUUCUCAAGGGAAGAAAAGAAGAGGGAAAAGGCCAAGGCCAAGGCCACCUAA